Molecule: messenger RNA, 1678 nt
Organism: Pungitius pungitius (ninespine stickleback)
Lineage: Eukaryota; Metazoa; Chordata; Actinopteri; Perciformes; Gasterosteidae
Gene: stmn4
Product: stathmin-like 4
Exons: 6
Coding region: 181-747 (188 amino acids)
Biological process (GO): microtubule depolymerization; regulation of microtubule polymerization or depolymerization; neuron projection development
Cellular component (GO): cytoplasm; neuron projection
Molecular function (GO): tubulin binding
Source: RefSeq, a predicted model, not a curated record
AAAGUGAUGUCAUGGAGGCAGCGUUGAUGCUGAUGCUGUUGCCCGGCGCCUGUAUCCGUGCGGCCAGACGGGGGGAACCGUAGUCACGGGUCCAUCAGCAGCAGCCAAGGACACUGGGACCGAGAGGGACUGAGAAGGAUCUUCAGCAUCCCUGGGGAGUCACACAUACGCAGUGAGAAGAUGACUCUGGCAGCCUACAAAGAGAAGGUCAAGGAGCUCCCCCUGGUGUCUCUGUUCUGUGCCUGCUUCAACCCACAGACUGCAGACAAGCCCACAUACAAGGCAGAAGAUGCGGUGGACCUGGGCUGGUGCGUCAUCAAAGACGUGGAGGUAAUUGAGCUGAACAAGCGGACAUCUGGCCAGGCCUUCGAGGUCAUCCUCAAGCCCCCGUCAUUUGACGGGGUGCCAGAGCUCAAUGGCUCCAUGCCCCAGCGUCGCGACCCGUCCCUGGAGGAGAUCCAGAAGAAACUGGAGGCGGCCGAGGAGAGGCGAAAGUGUCAAGAGGCCGAGCUGCUGAAGCACCUGGCGGAGAAGAGGGAGCACGAGCGUGAGGUGAUCCAGAAGGCCUUUGAGGAGAACAACAAUUUCAUCAAGAAUGCCAAGGAGAAGCUUGAGCAAAAGAUGGAGGCCAACAAGGAGAACAGAGAGGCCCUGCUGGCCGCCAUGCUGGAGAGGCUGCAGGAGAAGGACAAACACGCAGAGGAAGUGAGGAAGAAUAAGGAGAUGAAGGAGGAAGCCUGCCGGUAGAUGAAGAGAAAAAAAAUAGAGAGUGGGGGGACAGAGGGUCUUAUGAUUGGUAUAAUUUUUUUUUUUAAAUGAUGUAAAUCCAAACGGUGCAGUAAAGAUAAAAAAGAAACUCAAAAGCAACUGAACUAAUGGGAACAGUAGGUUUUGAAAUUGCUGUGUGCUGUAAACUCCAUCUGUCUGUGUGUAAAAGGCUACAUGGCCGAGGGGGGGCCGAGUGGGGCAUUCAAAUAAAAGACACCAGGUGCGGCAAUGGUGUAUUGGUGAGGAAUUGGAGCACAAAUGGUGGCUGUGGUUCUAACCUCCUGUGUAUCUGAGCUGUGUGUGAUCUGUGGUAACCGUUUCUACUCCAUCCGACCGUGAUUUACAGAACACACUCAGUACAAUACACACAAACAGGAAGUAACACACUCACUUCUGCUGGUUCCCUCGUUAAAAAAAGAAAACCAUUUAAAAAAAAUCCCUUUGCUGUGAUGCUUUUUGUGGGUUUGUUGUGACGGUCUGCUGGGAAGCCUGAAUGAAUAUCAAAGGGAAGAAUGGGGGGGGACUCAAUAAAAGGGGAGGAUCCAGCUCUGCUGCACACUGCAUUUCCCGCUCUUUGUAAGAAUCUUUUAGUGUCUAGUUGUAGAUCAUCUUAGAUGUAGAACACUGAUCGCACUUCUCUCAUCCCGUUAAGCACAACUCACACAUACACAUCACCCAGAAGUCCCCGGUUGGAUGUAGUACUUUGCCUCGUGUGUCACUGAUGGUCAGUGUUUGAUCAAAUGAAUGUAAACCAAAAUAAGUCCCACAGAAAGAUGGCAUUUAGCUUGUUGAGUCAUACUGACUUGAUUGAGGGGUGUGACGUGUGUAACUGGGGAGUCUUCCUUGCUGUAGAUGUGUUGCUGGGUGGAUUGUAUCUGUUUGGCUUGGUCAGUAAAAACGGCUUCACUGA